This is a messenger RNA of Dentiscutata erythropus, 477 nucleotides long. NCBI's taxonomy places the organism in Eukaryota, Fungi, Glomeromycota, Glomeromycetes, Diversisporales, Gigasporaceae. The record is from the annotation of a GenBank genome assembly.
AUGUCUUCAUAUCCGCGUGUUACUCGAAAUAUAACUGUUGAGCGUUGUGAAAAAUUCUUGUCGAGGGAUUUUUUUUCUGACGUAAAUUUAUAUUCACAACUAUAUAAGAAACGCACCGGGUCAGAAGAGCACAUUAAACUUUCUGUGUAUAAUGUCCCAGACCUCAAGCGAAUUACCUUUGAAGAGGCAGUGAAAGCUAAAUACAAACCUGCCAAAUGUGGUGACACUUUUGGCCCAAGCUGGUCUACUCAUUGGUUUCAUAUCACUGUUUGUGUACCUGAUGAUUGGAACAACGAAGAGGUUCAGUUUUUAUGGGAUUCAAGCAGUGAAGGAAUGAUAUGGACUAUAGAUGGAACUCCUCUUCAGGGUCUUACUGGUGAUGGUAACGAUCGUAGAGCAGAUUAUGUUCUUACACGUAACUCAAAUGGUGGCGAUCAAUUUGAAUUCUAUCUUGAAAUGGCUUGUAAUGGUAAUUAA